UGGGAGUGGCGGGGGCGCGCUUUCGCUGAGCAGGAGAAGCCACUGACUCCGGAUUACAGGCACAGGCAGGAGUCACACAAGCGAGGAUGGCUUCAUCUCAAGGCAGGAGCGAUCUGCAGUUCGCCGAGUGGAUGGCAAGUUUGCCCGAAAGGAUCCACAGGGUCCCCCUAACCAGCUUGGCUAUUCCAGGAUCUCAUGAUUCCUUCAGUUUCUACAUUGAUGAGGCCUCUCCUGUUGGACCAGAGCAGCCAGAAACUGUCCAGAACUUUGUCUCUGUGUUCGGUACUGUGGCUAAAAAGCUCAUGAGAAAGUGGUUGGCCACACAGACCAUGAAUUUCACAAAUCAGCUAGAGGCGGGGAUACGGUACUUUGAUCUCCGCAUCUCAACGAAGCCUAGAGACCCUGAUAAUGAGUUGUAUUUUGCUCAUGGAUUAUUUAGUGCCAAAGUCAAUGAAGGCCUUGAAGAGAUUAAUGCCUACCUGUCUGACCACACUAAAGAAGUGGUGUUCUUGGACUUCAAUCACUUCUAUGGGAUGCAAAAAUACCAUCAUGAAAACCUUGUACAGAUGCUCAGAGACAUAUUUGGGAAGAAAAUCUGCCCAGUUAUAUUCGCCCAGGAGGUGUGUCUUAAGUAUCUCUGGGAGAGGAAUUAUCAAAUUUUGGUGUUUUAUCAUAGUCCAGUGGCCCUUGAAGUUCCUUUCCUAUGGCCAGGGCAAAUGAUGCCGGCUCCCUGGGCAAAUACAACAGACACUGAAAAACUGAUUCAGUUCCUGCAGUCUUCAAUCACUGAGCGGAGGAAGAAAGGUUCAUUUUUUAUAUCUCAGGUGGUACUUACGCCCAAAGCUAGUACUGUGGUCAAAGGAGUGGCCAGUGGCCUCAGAGAAACGAUAACAGAAAGGGCUCUCCCCGCCAUGAUGCAUUGGGUUCGGACUCAGAAACCCGGAGAAAGUGGAAUCAAUAUCGUCACCGCUGAUUUUGUAGAAUUAGGCGACUUUAUCAGCACUGUCAUAAGGCUGAACUAUCUCCUGGACGAAGAGGACAGCAUGACUUGAUGGUUCCCGGGCCCCUUCUCCGAACACUAAAUGCUGCAGUGUAAUUGUAUUAGCAGUGAUAUUGUCACACACAGAAAUCUUCCUACCACAUCAUGAAUUUCUGAGUUGCGUCUUGUGGCUAGAGGGCUAAGGGGGUGCUUAAACGUACUUUUUUUUUUCAAUUGCAUAUGAAACGAAAGACAUUUCGGAUGGUUUAUGGUAUUUAUAUAGAUUUAGUGGGCUUUGCUCUUUACCCCGCCCCCCCC
Xenopus tropicalis (tropical clawed frog) is the source of this 1297-nucleotide messenger RNA. It is a transcript of the gene plcxd3, whose product is annotated as phosphatidylinositol-specific phospholipase C, X domain containing 3. Gene Ontology annotation, molecular function: hydrolase activity; phosphoric diester hydrolase activity. The record is from RefSeq and is a predicted model, not a curated record. The transcript has 3 exons. NCBI's taxonomy places the organism in Eukaryota, Metazoa, Chordata, Amphibia, Anura, Pipidae. Gene Ontology annotation, biological process: lipid catabolic process; lipid metabolic process; signal transduction. Bases 87 to 1052 code for a protein of 321 amino acids.